ACUCCUCUUACUUUUUGAUUAACAUUGAAAUUGUUUCUCUUGUUGAUUCUAAUUAGUAUUCAGUAAUUAGCUUAAUGUUGUGUAAUAAUCAAUGUAUGUUUCUCCUUUUUGAGAUGUUUCCAUCAAUCGCUCUUGUUGCCUAAUCUAAUCGGAGUAUUUAUUGUGUAGAUAAAAACAUGAAUAUGAUGUUGAAGGUUAUUCUUACUUGUGCUUGUGGAUUCAUUAGUUGAUCUUUAAUUGUGAAUGAUUAACAUGUUCACUGAAUUAAUUUUCUUUGUUGGUAAUUUUUUCACUCGAUUGAAAAACUUUCUCAUCUCUAAACGAAUUCAUCUGAUGACAAUUACAACCAUUCUCUUGAUUCUUUAUGAUGUCAAACUGUUGAAGAGAAUUGCUAACCUUGAGCCAACGAAAAUAAUCUAUUCUUCUAGUCUAUGUUUUCUACCUACUUGGCGUGAUGAUUUAAACACAUCUGAGUCUAAUUGUUUUGGUAAUUGUUGUGCGACUAGUAAAUUUGAUCUCAACUCGGAUUUUAAUUGUAUUGUCUCAUGUAGACCAUCAUUAAUCAGUUUCUUUAAACAAUCCAAUGUUUUCUUCACCUUUCUACCGGUCAAAAUAAUUCCAGAGGCAAGAAAAAAAGUAAUUUCAAUUUCUCUCUAUGGUUAUGCUGAUCUGUAUCUUAGAAACUCAAUCAAAGUGAUUCAUAAUUACAAGAAAUUACUCCCCGAUUGGAUUUGCCGUUUUUAUGUUGGAUCAGAUGUAUCGCCUCUUUUAAUUAAUCGCCUUAUUCAUGAAGGUGCUGAGGUGAUAAUUGUUUACCAGAAUCAGCCCAAUGGUGAUAAGGAUAAGUCAAAGAUUCCAAGUUUCCAUGGUAUGUUUUGGCGCUUCUUUGUCAGCGAAGAUGAGAAUGUUGAUCGUUACCUGGUUAGAGAUUCGGACAGUUUACCAAUUCAACGAGAAAUUGAUUCGAUUAAUUCUUGGAUUAGUGAGGCGAAAAUGUUUCACGUUAUGAGAGACCAUUUUGAACAUGCGACCGAAAUUCUUGGCGGUUUGUGGGGUGGAAUAGUUAAUUUGAACCAAUUCAAUUUGUCUUCUCUUUAUGAGAUAUCAUUGAUCGAUGGAUACGAUCAAUUAGAUGGAAUUUGGAUUGAUCAAUAUUUCCUUCGAUAUUAUGUUUGGCCUAUUGUUCGGGAAAAUAUGACCUGUCAUGUUUCUUAUAGAUGGUGGGGAGUUGAUUCAACUGGAUGUAAAGAUUUUCCAACUCAAAGAAUCGGCAAUCAAUUUGUUGGAGCCAGUCAAUCAUAAUGGUAAUUGAAUCAAAUUGGAAAACAUCAUGAUCAUCAAUGAAAAUGAAAAUUUUAACCAUAAGACUGAGUUUUAAUUACAAUCUGAUUGGUCAGAAAAAUUGAUCCGGAACCAAAGAAUUGAAUGUAUCAAGGAAAUCAUUUUAAUCACAGUUACACAAUUGAAAGAAAAUGAUUAUAUUUCCGUUGAUUACCACUGGUAAUUAACCCAAGGUUCAUAUUUAGCCAAAAUAUUUUCAACGUCAUCACAAUCAAGAUUUUUCUGUACAUUGAUUGUUACAGUUAAUUGUAUGUAAUGGUAUAUUCAAUCAUUUUUCUGAUCAACCAGAAAAGAAACUACAAUGAAAUUGACUAUUUAAUUUCCAACAUUGAAAA
Messenger RNA from Panonychus citri (citrus red mite), 1676 nucleotides. RefSeq lists its product as uncharacterized. The record is from RefSeq and is a predicted model, not a curated record. NCBI's taxonomy places the organism in Eukaryota, Metazoa, Arthropoda, Arachnida, Trombidiformes, Tetranychidae. Bases 244 to 1302 code for a protein of 352 amino acids. The transcript has 2 exons.